Molecule: messenger RNA, 1473 nt
Organism: Closterium sp. Yama58-4
Lineage: Eukaryota; Viridiplantae; Streptophyta; Zygnematophyceae; Desmidiales; Closteriaceae
Source: the annotation of a GenBank genome assembly
AUGAUGGCUAUUUCCGAGUACUCAGCGGCAACAAGCGGCGGGGUUGAGGAAGUGAUAUGCAUCCUGGACAACAUUGGGGCCCGCAUUGGCUUCACGGCGCUUCGUGAUGGGCUGACUGUCAGGACUGUUCAGGUCUGCCCGGGAUCGUUUGAGGAUCUCAAGAAGAGCAAAUUGGGCGGUGACAAGGUGAAGGUGGCGUUGGAGCUAGUGCGAUCUGGUCUGGAGGACGAGGCGUGGGGGCAGAAGCAGUACCCCAACAGCUGGAGCUCGUGGGUCAAGGAGAAGCGUGGUGUUGGGGUUACCAGUGGAGCUGGUGGGGUUACCAGUGGAGCUGGUGGGAUAACCAGUGGAGCUGGUGGGGUUACCAGUGGAGCCAGUGGGGUUACCAGUGGAGCUGGUGGGGUUACCAGUGGAGCUGGUGGGGUUACCAAUGGAGCUGGUGGGGUUACCAGUGGAGCUGGCAGGGUUACCAGUGGAGCCAGUGGGGUUACCAGUGGAGCUGGUGGGGUUACCAGUGGAGCUGGUGGGGUUACCAGUGGAGCUGGUGGGGUUACCAGUGCAGCUGGUGGGGUUACCAGUGGAGCUGGUGGGGUUACCAGUGCAGCUGGUGGGGUUACCAGUGGAGCCGGUGGGGUUACCAGUGGAGCCGGUGGGGUUACCAGUGGAGCCGGUGGGGUUACCAGUGGAGCCGGUGGGGUUACCAGUGGAGCUGGUUCAGAACGGCCACAUGUGUGUGACAUGCCGGGUGUGGGUCUGUUAAACAUAGCUUCAAUGAGAGAUGCUACAGGAGGGGAUGUGCUGGCAGGUGCGGUAGCUGGCAGGCAGAGGCAACGGCAGGGAAUGGGGGGUGCUGACAGGGGUAGAGACGAAGGGAACGCUGAAGGCUGUGAGGGGCGGGGUGGACGAGAGGUGGGUGGGAGAGGGGGUGUUGUGCGAGGAAGAGGUGUUGUGAGAGGGGGUUCAGUGAGAGCUGGCGAUGGGCGAGGGGGUGGGGAGAGAUGGAAUGGGAUAAAGGGUUUUGGGCAGAAUGAUUUGUUCAUGAGAAAAGGGGAGGAAAGUGCGGUGCAAGUGGCGAGCAGGUGUGGUGUGAGUGGGCGCGUGCAGAGCGGCGGGCUGUUGGAGAUGCUUGGCGUGGCAAAGGUGGUGCCGCCUUCCAGCACUGAGGUGACUUUUGAGAAGACUCAAAAGCCACCUCGCGUGCAGAGCGGGGGGCUGUUGGAGAUGUUUGGCGUGGAGGAGGUGGUGCCGCCUUCCAGCACUGAGGCUUCUGAAGAUGGGAGUAGCGAGGAGGACGGGGAGGAGGAUGUGGUGGAGGCGGAGGUGAUGGGGGAGGAAGAGAAAGGAGAGGAGGAGGAAGAGGAAAAUGAGGAGGAGGAGGAGGAGGAGGAGGAGGAGGAGGAGGAGGAGGAGGAGGAGGAGGAGGAGGAGGAGGAGGAGGAGGAGGAGGAGGAGGAAGAAGGAAGGGGAAGAUGA